This is a messenger RNA of Magallana angulata, 4331 nucleotides long. RefSeq names its product zinc finger protein 836-like. Gene Ontology annotation, cellular component: nucleus. Gene Ontology annotation, biological process: regulation of transcription by RNA polymerase II. Lineage: Eukaryota; Metazoa; Mollusca; Bivalvia; Ostreida; Ostreidae. The record is from RefSeq and is a predicted model, not a curated record. Gene Ontology annotation, molecular function: RNA polymerase II transcription regulatory region sequence-specific DNA binding; DNA-binding transcription factor activity, RNA polymerase II-specific. The coding region runs from base 107 to 2038 and encodes 643 amino acids. The transcript has 3 exons.
CCGGAUUUUGUUGCAUUGUUGGUUUUAAUUUUAGAGUGCCAUUACUGUUUCCAGUUUAAAAGGAUUAGAAGAAGCCAUUUGAGUAGUCUCAGUUCUUUUGGACCACAUGGCAAGACAACCCAGCGUAGUUGUUGAUUUUGAGGCGGGUCUCUGGAAAGCCAUACGAGAGACAAUAAAUGCAGAGAUGGCCCGCCAACGUUCCUUAAAGCUGCCCUAUACCGGUAAGCUGUGCUAUAAGCUGCCCAGUGGCAAGACAGUAGUUAUCAAACUUGUUGACAAUCUGAGAUCUGCUCAGGAAGAACAUAGCAUAUCAUCUUCCUCGACCCAGCAAGGAACUGGGGAUGAAUCCUCCUCAUGUGAUGAAAUCUGUUGUUCAUCAGUUAAAACAGUGACUUCACAGGAGAACAGCAAAUCUAAUACAGAGACGACUGCAGUGAAAAGUGAAGAUGGUUUCACUGUAAUUAGAUGGGAAGGUUUAAAAAAAACUAAGUUUAAUGGUAAUACAUGUGCAAAUAAAGAUAAAGGGAUAUCGAACUCUACUGUUGAAAAGCUGGCUGAUGAAAAUGUAAUCUGGAAGCAAGAGAUAAGCAAAUCAAAUACCAUAGAUCCAAAACAGAAUCAUCCUGUAAACUAUCAGUGUAUUCCCAUGGAUAGAAGUAAUGAUGGUCAGGAAAAUGCAGAGUCUGAAGUGUCUAAUUUGGCAAGUAGAAGACAACCAGUUGUCCUCAAGAGAAACAUUUCUCACAGUCAUGAAACUGCAGGGUCUGCAGAGCAUAGAUUUGAAAGUAGAAAACAACCAGUGGUUGUUCUCGAGAGGAUAAAAGUGGAAUCUGAUUUGACGGUUUCCAACAUACCUGAAGAGUUGGGAAAAAAUAUGCAAGAGGGAUGCAGUGAAAACACUGGGAAUAUAAACCUUUCUGAGGACAGUGUUGCAGGGACUUUAUUGGACGUAAACACUGAAGAAUGUUCCAUUGAAUGCUCAAAGCAGGGAUUGUGUUUGAGAGGUGUGAAAAAGCCUUAUACCAGAAGUGGUGUUCAACAGAAAACUAAACAAUCAGAAGAUGAAAUGUUGGAAAGUAAGAUAGAUAGUGAGGACUUGUUUCCAUUCGCUUGCGGAAAGUGCAACUAUACAUCAAAAUUGAAGCAUCAAUUGAAAAGGCACAUGAAAUUACAGAUGUCUGAUCGACCUUUCGUGUGCGAGAUUUGCAAGAGGGCAUUCAAGCUUGUUCGAUACUUGUCUAAUCACAUGCUAACGCACUCGAAGGAGCAACCAUACUCGUGUGAGCAGUGUGGGCGAUGCUUCACUCAAUCUAGCACCUUGCAGAGACAUAUUAAGAGAAUCCAUCAAGGGCUCAUGGAGCGGAUCCAGUAUAAAUGCUACACAUGUGGCAAGAGCUUCUCUAUGGCAACUAGCUUGCGCCGUCAUUCGAAGAUGCAUGAAAAUCUUGAGAGAAAGGUCAGAAUUAUUAAAAAUAUCAAAAAGAAAAAGUUAACUUUCAACUCAACUGUAGAUGACCAUCAACGAGAGUUCGAAUGUGGCGAGUGUGGGCGCAAGUUUCUCAGAAAGGAGGAUGUAGUGAAACACAUGUUGACACACACCGGAGAGUCCGUGUACACGUGUGAAGUGUGUGGGAAGGGUUAUGGCAACAAGCAGGCUUUACAAAAACACAUCAACAUCCACACUGGGGAUGAUAUAGAGGUGGAUGUUAGUGGGUCCUCAUCUUCCAGCUUCUUUAUAGCAUCUUCCUUGCAUUCGGGGAUUCACGAAAAUCUUACUGUGAAUGACCAUCAACGGAAAUUCGAGUGUGGCGUGUGUGGCUGCAAGUUUUUAAAAAAGAACGAUGUGAUGCGACAUAUGAUGACACAUACUGCGGGGUCGAUAAACAAUAACGUGUGUGGGAAAGGUUAUAACAGCAAGAAGGCUCUACAAAAACACAUCAACAUCCACACUGGGGAUGAUAUAGAGGUGGAUGAGGAUGACACAGGGUCCUCAUCUUCCAGUGACUCUUCAGGAGAGGUUGAUAUGGAAGACUGUUAAUUUUUUUGUAUCAUAUCGAAAGUUAUCAAUGAAAAUAAAUAAAUAGUCAAUUUUAUAUUCAAUAUAAUAAUCUUAAAGGUAUAUAAGCUAUAAUUUGCGUCAAAUUUGGAGUACAGAAAAAUGCAUGUGUUUGUUUACUUUUAUAAGUUACCUUUUUUCUGUAAAAUACAAUGGUAAACUCCAUCUUUUUACAAAGAUAUAGAAUUUUAAUACAUGUAGUUUAUUUUCCUGCUGGGAAAGUAGUGUCUUUUCAUGAAUAAUGAUGAGGGAAGAGAAAAAUUGACCUCAUUGUGCAGGUCUGCAAGAGGUCAGGUGGCCAUUUUUGUUAGUCCGAUUACAUAUCCGUCUUGAUUUGUAAUAUGCUUAACAGUUGCUAAUGAAAUAUAUAUACAUGUAUUUUGAGUUUUAAUUUGUUUAUAAUUCACGACGAUACCAUUACUUUUGCAUAUUUUAAUAAGUUAAAGUUUUUAUACCCCCGCAAACGAAGUUUAGGGGGGGGGGUAUAUUGGUUUCACCCUGUCCGUCUGUUUGUCUGUCUGUCCGUCUGUCUGUCUGUCUCUCCAUCUGGCUGUAGAUGCAGUUUUGUCCCCCAUAUAGAAUUUUUUAUUACUGCAUGGAACAGUUUGAAAAUUUGUACAUAUGUUGAACACCAUCUGAAGAUGUGCAACUGCAAUUUUUUUAAGAUCAGACAAGAUUUAAUAAUUUUAUGACAAUUUUCAUUAUCCUUAUUCUAUAUAUUGUACACUAAUGUUGAAAAAUAAGGGAGGUAAUCCUUACAGAUUUUAUUUAUUAAUUAAUAGUAUUAAAACACUCUGAAAUAUAUUUAUAUAAAUACAUUCAGAAGGAGGUUUUUUGUCUUUAUGUCUUAAUUAAUAAAAAAUCAUUUUUUAUAAGUAUUCUAUCAGCUGACAAUACAAAGUUUUUGUCUGUCAAUGACAAAUUCUUAGGAGCUAAUCAGAACAUCAAAAACAAGUGUAACUGAAUUCAUUUGUACCAAGGGAGCCAUUAUCUGAGCCAUGGUUCAGAUGGAGCAUGUGUUUAGGCAAUAUUGAUAAUCUGUAAAAUGGGUGAUGGUUUUGGGGCUAUUUUAAAACUGUUUCAUAUAAACCAAAAGUUUCUAUCAUAAGGAAAUAAAUAAUAUCAUUAUUAAUCAAGUUAAACAAUUUUUAGAAGUUGUUUAAAUUUAUUAGUCAAGUAAAUUGAUGAAGUGACCCUAUUGGGCAUUAAUUUAAAUGAAAUUCAAAAUUACUGAUAUGAUUGUAGUGUUUUGGCAAUUUUAAAAUUGUUUGUAAUAUGAAAUUUUCUUUUUUACAUAUUUUUACAUAGUAUGGUAAUUAUGGUAAUGUUUUGGGGGUUAAUUAAAUUUAACAAGCUGGGAUCCAUUUUCUGAUAUGGAGUUCCAUUGUGCCAUAGGAGAAAGUCGGUAUUUCCAUUUAUUGCUAAGGGAGGGGUUAUUGUCAUUUUGUUUGUUUUUCUUUAAAUCAAUUAAAUUAAAAAAAAAAAAUAUAUCAACAGUUACAUACAUUUGUAAAUGUAUUACUGUUAUAGAUAUGUAUUUACAGUGAAAUUCUGACAAUUUUGAUUUUAAUUUUUCUUUGUUAACUUAUUUUUGUUUUUUACAAUUCUUGAUAAGGUUAAGUUUUUUGGAACAGGUCACAUGUUUAAUAGAUAAUAGUACUAUUUCAAACUUGCAUAGUUGAUUAAGCUAUAAUAUGAAUGAAUUGCAGAGGUAGCUUCAGAUGCAGAGCUUGAUCUCCAUUAUCAAGGGUGCUUAAAGUAUAUCUUAGUAAUUACAGGUCCUAACAUCACCAAACUUGAAUGGAUUGUGUGUCUUAUGAUACAGAUGCACCUGACAGGCAUGGAUGCUGAAUCUGAGCCAUAUGUUUCGGAUGCAGGAGGAGGUUAAGGUUUUAAUUGCUAGUUCCCUCUAAUGAUGAUAUCUUAAUUAUUACUGGUCCGAACUUCAUCAAACUUGUAUGGAUGAUGCGUCUUAUGAUACUGAUGCACCUGACAGGCUUAAAUGCUGAAUCUGAGCCAUAGGUUUCCAUGAGGUUUAGUUUUUUGGAACAGGUCACAUGUUUUAGAGAUGAUAGAUUGCAUAGUUGAUUCAACUAUAUUAUAAAUGAAACAUAGAGGUUGCUUCAGACGCAGAGCCUGGUCUCCAUUAUCAAGGAUGCUAAAGAAAUCUCCUACCUCACUCAAACCUGCUCGAUAGACAGAUGUGUUUGUUGAUAAAUGAUAUAACAUGAUUCCUAUGAUAAAGUAUUGUAUGAUAUGAAACAAUAUUGUUUAA